AUGGAGAUUGCUUCAUUUGGAUUUCAAAGGGAUUGGGAUUUAGACAUUUUCCGUGGAGCUGUAGCCUUCAUGUUUCACUCCAGGGAUGUACCUGGAUUUCAGCAGUUUAUAGAGAGACGAAACCCUUCCAGUACAAGAGGAGACGGUUUUGUCAAAAACUUCUGGGAGCAGGCUUUUGGCUGUGUAUUUCCAGGUACACAUGUGGAUGAAAUGGAGGAAAAUCGUUGCACUGGAGACGAACAACUAGAGAGCCUCUCUUACCCCAAUUUUGAAAUGAGCAUGUCUGGCCACAGCUACAGUGUCUACAAUGCUGUCUUUGCUAUAGCCCAUGCUUUACAUGAUAUGUCCAGAUCCGGAUUCAAACAUGGGGCAAAGAUGGAGGGUGGACUGAAGCUUCAUAACCAGCCAUUUUGGCAGCUCCAUCAGUUUUUGAGACAUGUCACAUUUAAUAACAGUGUUGGGGACAAGAUAACCUUUGACCAAGAUGGAAAGUUAGUGGAUGGAUUUGAUAUAAUCAAUUUUAUUCUUUCUGAAAACCAGUCAAAAGUGAAAAUUGGAAGGGUAGACCCUCAGUCUCCUGCAUAUCCAAUGUUCAUCAUUGAAGAAGAUGCCAUAACAUGGCACAGCUGGUUUAACCAGACUGCUCCCGUUUCCAUAUGUACACCAAGCUGUAAUCCAGGUUCUAGGAAGCAAGUCAUGGAAGGGAGGCCAUUUUGCUGCUACUCUUGCAUCUCAUGUCCAGAAGGGAAGAUUGCAGAAAAGGAGGAUCUGAAUGACUGUUACAGCUGUACUGAUGAAAAUUACCCCAACAAAAACCAGGAUUCAUGUAUUCCCAAGGAUGUAAGUUUCUUGUCCUAUAAAGAACCUUUGGGGAUCAGUUUAGCCUGUUUUUCUCUUUUCUGUUCCACAAUCACAGCUCUGGUACUAAGGACCUUUCUGAUGCAUCACAGCACUCCCAUCGUCAAAGCCAGCAACCGGGAUCUCACCUACAUCCUCCUGGUCACCCUCCUGCUCUGCUUCCUUUGUGCAUUACUAUUCAUCGGUCAGCCAAAUAAGUUGACAUGUCUUCUCCGACAAACUGUUUUCAGCAUCAUCUUUUCUGUGGCUGUUUCCUGUGUGCUGGCCAAGACUGUGACUGUGGUCCUGGCUUUCAUGGCAACCAAGCCAGGAAGCAGGAUGAGGCAGUGGGUGGGGAAAAGACUGGGCUAUUCUUUUGUUUUAUCUGGCUUCUUAAUUCAGGUUGGGAUUUGCACUAUGUGGCUGUGCAUUUCUCCUCCUGUCCCAGAUGCUGACAUGCAUUCAGAGACUGGAAAAAUUAUACUAUUGUGUACAGAAGGGUCCUUGAUUAUGUUUUACUCUGCAAGGUGUUAUAUGGGCUUCUUAGCCAUGAUCAGUUUCAUGGUUGCUUUCCUUGCCAGGAAGUUACCUGACAGUUUCAAUGAAGCCAAGUUCAUCACUUUCAGCAUGUUGGUCUUCUGCAGUGUUUGGCUCUCCUUUGUUCCAACCUACCUGAGCUCCAAGGGGAAAUACAUGAUGGCUGUCGAGAUCUUCUCAAUGUUAGCCUCGAGUGCUGGGCUGCUGAUCUUCAUCUUUUUCCCCAAAUGCUACAUUAUUGUUUUGAAACCUGAGCUGAACAACAGGCAGCUAAGAAGAAAUGUUUUCUAA
Candoia aspera is the source of this 1665-nucleotide messenger RNA. Its product is annotated as vomeronasal type-2 receptor 26-like. NCBI's taxonomy places the organism in Eukaryota, Metazoa, Chordata, Lepidosauria, Squamata, Candoiidae. Gene Ontology annotation, biological process: G protein-coupled receptor signaling pathway. The coding region runs from base 1 to 1665 and encodes 554 amino acids. The transcript has 4 exons. Gene Ontology annotation, cellular component: plasma membrane. Gene Ontology annotation, molecular function: G protein-coupled receptor activity. The record is from RefSeq and is a predicted model, not a curated record.